This is a messenger RNA of Seminavis robusta, 1671 nucleotides long. Lineage: Eukaryota; Bacillariophyta; Bacillariophyceae; Naviculales; Naviculaceae. The record is from the annotation of a GenBank genome assembly.
AUGCCUCCUCCAAAGAAAUACUUUGCUUUGGCCAAGAAGCUGUUUGAGAUGGCCCGAGCUGGAUUUGGCGUGUACAGUUAUUGGUAUCAUCAAAGGAAGCAACACUAUAAUCGACAGCUGGACCAACAGCAGCGACAAGAACAACGGAGAAAGCGACGACGACAGGUGGAGGAAAUCUCCUCCUCGGAAGAAGACGAUGAUGAGUCACAACAACACCACCACGAGUCAAAACGACGACGGCUAGUAGAUACUCCCGUCACUACUCGUGCGCCAACGUCUCUUGCUGCCAAACAAACAUGGCGACAAGUCUCGCUGGAUUCGUGGGAUGAACUCAUGCAGAUGCGCCAACGGCAAGUGAUAGACGCGGAUCAGCAGCAGCAACAACAACAACUCGAACAGGAUGGAAUCAUGAUUCCCAGGCAACGCUUUUCAGAAGGAACUAGAGUACGAAAACAUUUUCCCGGAGAAGGCUGGUUCGAAGGAUGCGUGCACAGUGUCAGAUGGGCGGGUGGGGACAAUGCUUCGAUUAUGGACGAUCCGGAUGUUCCACAAAAUGUAGUACUACCACCCACACCGCAAUGGAUUUACAAACUCGAAUUGGACAAUGGCCGGUGGGACUUGGUCAACGAAGCAGCAUUGGCCGAUAUUGCCAUUCCAGACGGCAAUUCUCACGAUCCUUCACUCUAUUCUUUUUUGGAAUUCUUGGCGCUGUGGGAACGAUUGGGAGCCGAACGAAUCGAAAAAACGAGCACCGUACGAAGGGCCAAUUCCAGGGUGGAAACGGGAGAUUCCGAUACACAACAAAAUGCACAAUAUGGACGUAUUUUGCCGCAGGCGACGGAUCUUGUCUUUCACAUACUGCGAUUGAAGCGAACGGAUAUCUUUCUCGAUGUUGGACACGGGAUUGGUAACUUUUGCUUGCAAGCUGCCUAUUGCAGAGGUUGCGAAGCCAGAGGGAUUGAAGUCGUACGAGAUAGAUUCAAUGUCAGUCAACAAUUUGCUGCCAAAUUGGAACAAAUGUCUCUCGAGACCGAUGGGGAAAGGUUUCGCAAACCAGGUAAAGUGUUGUUGAGGCAUGGGGACCUGGCGGAUCAUGCGAAUCACAAUUGGCUUGCUAGAGCCAACAAGGUGGUGGUCAACAACUUUAAUGGAGUUUUUGCAGAACGAAUGGUUACCCAGACCGCGUCGCAGUGGCAUCUUGACCACUACAUUGCGGGCUUGUUUGCAUCCAUGCACGAGGGAUCUAUUCUGGUUUCGUUAUCAGAUCUGCAGUUGGGACCAUCCCGUAGAGAAGUCAACCGGUGGAGGCAAGACAACAAUCUACAGCCCAGUCCCAAUGCUUCCUUUUUUGAGGUCGUCAAGGUGGAGCUGGGAGAGGCAGGACAAGUGUUCUCGUGGUCAACUUCCUGCAAGGCACCCGCUGUGGCGUAUCUGUAUAGGCGCGUCAGGCAAGAUCCAAAUCUUCGCACGGCUUGCACCUUGUGCUGCAACAUUCAGUGCAAGCAUAGCAAACUGGGAACUCCAAUUCCAGCGGUGGCUCUCAAUAGAGAAGGCAAAGCUGUGGUCGGGACAUGCGAAUGCAAAAUGACACUGCGGUCAAACAGACGAGUGCCACACAUUACCGUCGCGGAAUAUCUGAGCUCACGAGAGUAUCGGGAAUGGGGACGAUAG